Athalia rosae (coleseed sawfly) is the source of this 8207-nucleotide messenger RNA. Its product is annotated as eukaryotic translation initiation factor 4E transporter-like. Gene Ontology annotation, biological process: negative regulation of translation. Gene Ontology annotation, molecular function: mRNA binding. Gene Ontology annotation, cellular component: cytoplasm; nucleus. NCBI's taxonomy places the organism in Eukaryota, Metazoa, Arthropoda, Insecta, Hymenoptera, Athaliidae. The transcript has 16 exons. The coding region runs from base 782 to 4483 and encodes 1233 amino acids. The record is from RefSeq and is a predicted model, not a curated record.
GGCAAAGCCUAUCAAUGUGAUGUGGUGAAUCAACUCACGACGAAUUUCUCUGGACUUAGUACGUUGAUGUUGGGUUAUUUUGAAACGCAAGGGUGUUAUUUAUAAAAAUUUAUUAACGUCCGAGUUUACUGAUAAAUUAGCAAUUGGUGAUAGAUCGUUUGUAGUAUUUUUCACUGAUUUUCUAUCAGCAUAAGCUAAAGUUGUUCAUACUUUUGUUUCAUGGUCUGUGGCCCGCGUGAUACAGAAGGCUGUGAGAAACAACGGUGGUGCUCGCACGCCAUUUUCUAUUUUUGCAUAGCAGUGAGUUGUAUGUGUACAUUUUGUGUGAUAAAUUGAAGAAUCAUUGUUAAUUAACGUUUAUUGCUAGGGAUGAAAUGAAUUUUGGAUAUUCAAGUGUAAUGUACGACGUGACCUUUUACUUAUUAUCCUUUCCUUGUGUAAAUUUUGAGUAGUACGUAAACAUUUUUUUUCGAAUCUGUGGUGGCCGACGACGAUCAUCGUAUAAUCGUAUCGUAUCGUAUGUGUUUGAACUGAAAAGCGACUGAUUAUCAAACUGUUAUUUACCAGAAUAAAAUAAAAAAAAAAAAAAAAGUAACGGGGUGAGACUCAACUCACGAGAACCAGUCUGUGAUAUUAAACAGUACUAAGACAUUAGGUGUAAUAUUAGUUGGUAGUAGAGCGUGACACUUGAAUAUUUAAGUUAUUAUAAAGAAAAAAAAGUGAGUUUAGUGUGUGUAAUCAAAAAGAGACUGAUUGGAAAAAAGUACGCUGAGCUCGAAAAAUGUCUUCGGAAUCGGUGUCAAGUGAUAAGCAGCAGCCAGACCCGAAGAUCGAAGGGGAUGAAGCGAUAAUAUCAAUGUCUGUGGCAGGUGAGGUGACCGACUCUUCCAUUGUGGAAGUUGGUAGGUCUCGGCCUCAGUUUCAGUAUACUCGGGAGGAACUGAUGGAAAUGAAAGCUCAACCUUUAUCUAAGCGUCGUCCAGAUUGCUUGGAUUCUGCAUAUAACAAUUCACGAGGGGUUUGGGAUCCUGAGCGCUGGCAUCUUGAUAGAAAACGUAGUGAAACUCCCCCGGAUGACGAAAGAAACGGUCGCGGGGAUCAAGUUAUCGAAAAUCAUAGCAAACGUCGUAGCGGUGAUUUUCGGGAACGGAUCCGGAAAGAGUCAGAUGGGAUAGUGCUCAGUCCUCAGCGUCGUAAUUUUAACUCUGGAUGCUUCGUUAAUGUGAGUCAACUUCCAGCUCGACGUCCAGAAAGUCCAAUCAGCAAACCAGAGGUUGGACAUCGAGAACCAGUGCGUCGCAUAGGUAGCGGUCGCAUAUUGACCCGUGACGUCUGGGACUUCAGACCUGAGAAUGAAAAGCUUGAACCAGAUCGCCCGGAGUUUGGCUUUAGGUUUGGGGCAACAGGCGGUGGGCCGAUGAGAGAUAGAGAUGGAAGAGAUACCCGUGAUGUAGGCCGAGAUCGUGAAGGUCUCAGAGAUAGAGAACGGGAACGUGAUUAUAUGAGAGAAAUAGAUGAGAGGUAUGAAAGACGUUCCUUUGGGAGAGACUUUGGUGAUCGGGAGAGAGACCGCGAUCGCGAUCGAAUGGAUCGAAAUGACAGGCAUGAUCGCAAUCAUCAAAUGGAUCGAGACAAGGAUCGUGGUCGUGAUAGGAGAUUUGGUAAUGAUCGCAGAAGGACGUAUAGCGAUAAUAGAGAAAUUGACGAACCUGAGUGGUUCAGUUCCGGGCCAACAUCCCAACACGAUACCAUAGAACUUCGUGGCUUUGAAGAUAUUCCUGAAGACAAAGCGUUAAACAAUAAUAACAUCAAAGGUAAAAAACAGUCACCGGCUCAGAAGAAAAGAGGCAAGAAGAAUCCCAUGGAAAAAGACGAAAAAUCAAGUGAGAACACGUCAGGGCCCAAGGGUCGCAGUACACCUACGCCCACCGAUCAACCAGCUAAUUUAGCUCCAGCUCCACAUUCACCGAUCUCUGAACAAAACGAGCCCGCAUCUCCCUCGUCGGAAAAGAAAUCAAAUGCAGAGGAAAAUUCAUUUACAACAUCAAAGACUACAUCAAAUGAAACCACUGCCAAUAAGCCCCAGAAUGAAAACCAGCCAGACUUCAAUCUUGAUGAUUUUCUGAAGUCCGAUUCUUUCCCUGGAGUUCAUGGUCUUCUAACUAACGGUGUCGGAGCAAGUGGGGGAACAGAAUCACGCUUUAGCCAAUGGUUUAAAAGGGAGAGUCCCGUUCAACAAAUGGACAGUCGACCUGCCUCCAUACAAGAUGAGCUGUUGAAUAACUUGCUCAACGAUAUUACCGAGCCAAAUAUCCAAAUCCCUUCUGUUACCGAAUCCAAUGCCUACUUUGCACCCAUAUCUCCUGCCAAUACAACAAACAACACCACUUCCACAACUGGCGUAAAACUCUUAGAAAUGUUACAACGUGGUAAUAAACCAAAUCAGAAUGGCCAAGGAGAUGCUACUAGUACUGUCGUACCAAUGAUGAAAAACUCAUCCAUCAAGGAAAUGGAGGUUGGUGGUAAAGUUGUGCACAGCUUAGAAGAAUUAGAAGCCCGUAUGAGAGGAGCACCAGCUCCUCCUCCCACUGCUGUUGAACCUCCAAAAAUAACGAAGACCGAUGAAGAUCUCUCUGCUUUCAAAAAGCUGCUUGCUCAAGUGACUGGGGGUCAAGCUGUUCCAGCAGCCAAUGGUCCGAUUGCUCAGAAAACUCAACCGAUCACGCUGAUGCAGCUAUUGAAUAAGACUCAACAACAUGUUGCUCAGCAGCAGCAACUGGCUGAGCAGAUGCAUCCACCAAAUUUCAAUCACGCAGGUCCACUUGGACCAACGCAACAUCCCCACCAGGCACAAAUGCAGCAUGAAAACUUGAUGAAAGUAUUGCAGAUUCAGCAACAACAACAGAAACAGAGACAGCAACAACCUCCGGAUAUGCUGUCUAUGAUGAUGGGACAACGUAUGAUGGGUGUCAGCCCUUUGCCUCCUGAAAUGCAGAUGAUGGUGAACAAUGCUCCGUCCAGUAGAGAGCUCUUGCAACGACCUGAAGCUCAAGCUAUUAUCCAAGGCUUACAACAAGGAGAAAUUACACAGCAACACCUCAUUCAGCAGUUGCAGAAUCCUGUGAUGCAGCAUCGUCAUCGUGAAGUAUUGGUCAACAUCCUUAAGAUGUAUGGUGGUGCCGCUCCACGCACGGUGAGUCCACAUCCAAGUGCGCCAACACCCCAAGACCACAUACUACAGCAGAUGCUCUAUCAGCAGCAACAACAACAACAACAACAGCAACAACAACAGCAGCAGCAACAACAACAGCAAAGAAUACCUUCGCCAAUGAACAAUGCUUACUGUCCUGCACCAAUAAUAUCACCAAACUUGGCUGUGAGCCCUAAUACUUUGACGGUACAACAUCCAGUAAUACCCCACCGAGUGCCAUCGCCACGUGAGCUGGUGAUGCACACGCAGUCAAUAAUCCAGAACGCAUUGAUCAAGAAGAAGUUAGAGGAACAACGGGAAAAUUUCCGUAAGCGACAGGAGCAACAACAGCAGCAGCAAUCUCAAAGGAUCGCUAGCCCCGUUAAUUCGCCAGCCAAACAGCAGCUGAGUCCAACUCCUCUGGCCUUCACACCCACCUCAGUUCUUCGUAAGAUGACUGCUGAAAAGGAACCCGAGGGCAGCGGUGAUCCAACGAAAAUGGGCAACCAGGUUCAGGUGUCACAUAUGCAACAAGUGCAGUCUGCGGUACAGCUGAUUGCACAAGGUGUGAUCUCACGGCAUAAUACACUGCGGCCACAGCCAGUACAGCCAUCGUGGUCUGGUCCGACGGUCAAACAACAUCCUGGACGGCCUAUAGUGAAAGGUGGUGGUGGAAAUCAAUUCCAGUAUAGCGGCAAUACUGAUUAUCAGCAACAGCAACAGCAACACCAACAACAGCAACAACAACAGCAGCAGCAGCAACAGCAACAACAGCAAAGAGUCGCGAUUGGAACAUAUGGAAAUUUGGCCCGAUCAAAACACACAAUGGCGUCGCCACUUUCUCAUGUUCCUAAUCCUCAGCAGUUCAAUCUUCCACCAAAUUCUAUUAUUGGCCAACGUUCGAAUUCUAUCAACAAUCAGCUCAAACCACAACAAGUCCAGCCUCACCUCUCCAACAUACAGCAACAGCGAACAGUUAAUCCUCAGCUGCAACAACUUGUUAUGAACCAGAACUAUAACGCUGCUCGUAAGGGUCUUUUUAUAGAUGGACGAGCAAUGCGACCACAGCCCAUAAAUAUGCCUGUGGGUCGACAGGCAUCUCCUGGUCUUGGAUUUAUAGGCAGUAAUGGCGGAGAUCUGUCGCCGACUUCAAAUCAAUUGGCACGGUGGUUUAGUCCAGAAUUGCUUGCGCAAGCUCGUGCCGGAAAACUACCAGAAUUGGGGCAAACUAACGUCUUGUCAUUGGAAGAGUUGGAAAGGCUUCAGCAUGCCUCUACGACUGUCCAUAACUAAUUGGAUCUUAAUAUUGGGAGAAAACAUUAACCAUACGUCCAGAUCCCAAUCAAAUGAUGUCCAUUUUCUUUUGGCAAUUCUCAGAGACAACUCGGAAUUAUUUAGUAUCUGGAUGAUACAAUUGCUGAAAGUAUAAUUACACGACAAAACGGAGAAUUUGAAGCUGGCUUCAAAGAAAUGUUAUAGUUGCCAAUAUACCUUGUAGAAGACAAGGUCCAAGAUGGUGAAAGUGUUUCAAUGGAAAAGCUUACAUACUAGAGUGGUGUUAUUCAAAUUAAACAGUUAAACCGAACACUAAAAGAAUUUUGCUAGCCCCAGAUUUAAAACAUUGCGCAGGGCCUGCAUGAUUUGUGUCAAUAAGUUACCAGCACCAUUGCAAAGUGAAAAAAAUGAUGUGUAACAUUAAUCGUUAUCAAUGACUGUUUAAACGGAUUUUAGGACAUAAUGCGUGACGAUGGUUAUUCGGUUAUUUAUCAGUUUGUUUAAAAAAAAGGCAAUUGAUUAGUGAUUGGAUACUCCAUUAGUUUGACUGACCAACGUGCUCCGUAUUCAGAACUCGGCUCUACUAGCUACACAUGACACGAGUAGAUUAUGUAUUAUAUUUUUUUUUCAUGCUAUUUGGAGGAGCUGAUGCAGCAAUAAGAAGAGAUAACUCCCGCUAUUUACAGGUACCAAAAAAAAAAUAACGCAGCAAGUAGUGAUCGUCAAUUGUACUCUGUUUAUUCCUGAAUACAUCUCUUUACAUGUCGUAAUACUUGGGAUUUUAUAAUGUAAUUGACGUUCAUGCAAACACAAAUGAACAAGCUAUGAAUCGUGAAUGUACGAUUUAUUUGCACAAAUUACAAAUAAAUUCUAUGAUCUAUCAGUUGUUUUGUUGUACGUAAUCGUAUAACGGACAACUAGUGACUCUUAUAAUCUGAUAUUCUUUGAUGGAACAAACUCUAAGAACAUACUUAUCGAUUCAUAUAUUCAUUUAUGCACACAUAUUUACAUAUGCAUAUACACGUAAUACAUAUUGCACAUAAAUUAAUAUAUGAUUUUGUAGAGAAAGGAGAAGAAAGUAUAAUCAAUGUCGAUAAAAGUUUGGCCAGAGUGGGAUAUUCUAGUAAUGUUAUUGAUCAGUUAUCAAUUACAAACACAUUCCGCCAAUGAUUAGAAAACGAUCAAAACCGCAACUUUUCAAACCUGGUUUAUUAUCAAUAUAUACCGUUUAGUUAUAAUUAGUUCAAUAAUUUAUUAUUCUCUUAUUGCAUUUUUCCUUACAACGAUAUUAAUGAUGCUUCAGAUGUAGCAUAGAUAAUAAUGAUGUCGCACAUCAUUUUUUCUUUAAUUUCUUGGCCUGUUUGUUUCGUUUAUCAUUUAUGGUAUAUACUAGAAUAAUCUCUAAUCUAUCUUAUAAACCACUGUCCAUACUUAUUUGCAUACCUUCAUUUCUAUCAUAUCAUACAUUAUUUAUUGAAUAUUAGAGAUUUCAUUAUCCAGUGAAGUUUUAAAUUCCAAGUUCUGAUGGCUUCUGUUCGGGUUCUGAUUAUUUCCCUUCAAGAUUCCAGACGCAAAUGUUUGGUUUAUUCUUUGAUCGACAGUUAUAGAAUAGGUAGUUGAUUGAAUAAAAACAAAUAAUUUUUUUUUUCUUACUAGUGUCCUGUUGUAUGAUUGUAAGGAUAAACGUAAUCUAGCCACAGUUUCAACAUUUUCUUAUUCCCCAAAUUAUGAUUCAACUUCUCGAUACAUAGGAAGUGUUUAUCAAAGUAUAAAUUGACCUAGUAUGCAAAUAUUUCAUGUAGAACCAUUGAAAGUGAUUUGGAGGAUUUUGUUAAAAUACUAAACAAUAUAUUCGCAUGUAUGUACUGGUUGCAUGAAGAUCUAAUAUGCCUCGGGUCGGUCAAUAAAACAACAUGAUUGAAAUACUGCAUUUUGCCAAAUUAUUAAAAAUACUUUCGGUAAAAAUGAAAAACUUAUCACACCAUUCUAGAGGAAUGAAUCUAAUUGAUCAAGCUGUUAAACUUGCGCUAUUUAGCUCCUGUGGAUAGUAGUCUCGAAUAAGUCCCAUAUUCAGUUCAUCAUACUUCCUUUCCUAGUACUUUUCUGCGUGAUCCUAUUUGUUUUGUUGCUCAAUAGUUGAAUGCUUGGCAACUAAGACACAGUCUAGUUUUAACUUGUUUAGUCGUUACAAGAGAGAAAGCGAGACUGAGUGUUUGUACGAAUGUUUUUAAGUUAUAAAAAUAGACGCUGGCAAUUGAAAAAAGAUGCUAAAUUACUUUAAUAAGGAAAGAAAAAAAACAUUGGAGCAAGUGUACAACCAAAACCGUUCAGUCAAAUGAAAUUACGAAGGCAAUUAUACUCGGACAUCACUUUUUUGUUGAUGCCCUUUUGUAAAACAUUCAUCAACAUAAUAUUUGCUACAUGGUCCAAUCAAUCUAAAAAAUAUAAUAUUGUCACUAAUACGGCAAAUAUCUCUGAAUUUCUUGGCAAGUAUUUCUAUAAAAACAUUACUUCAAUACCACUACAGAAUAUUUUAAUAACGUGUUUAGAAUAUCCUAUGCAACAAACUGAUAUGCCUGAUGUAAAAAUUGUUGUUAUUGGACAGUAUGGUCAUAGACAUUAAAAAAUUGUGUUCCUCCUAUGCUUUAAUAAAUUGAAUGCUUCUGUCAAAAAUACUGGUUUGAUAUUAAAAGAGAGAAAUUAAAAAAAUGAUGAUUGUAAAUUGACAACUCUAAAGAUUGAUCGACUUUUGUGGGCUCACACACCUAUGAUGGUCAGCUACCCUCUAGUAUUUUGGCCAAUAAAUGUAAUACAUAUAAGCAUCGUGUUUACAUCAUCGUUAACUUUUACCGUGUAGAAAUUCUAGCGAUAGAUUAUUGUGAUGUAAUUGUAUUAAUUGACACUUAGUGAUCAGCUGUUGGCAAUGUGCUUCAUUGAUAUAAGCAGAUGUGAGAAUAUCAGUAGCUGUAUCGUCAACAAUUUGUGAUCAUAAUUGCCCUGCGUAACGUUGAUUCCUCUCAAGAAGACUCCAGUCAGUUAUUAUCACUGUAAACUUACAUCCAAAUAUUACAAUGAGGGGCAGAAUGUACAUGAAAUAAUAGAAAUAGUUCAACUAAGAGAAUUUAUCUAAGAAAACAUUAUUACUACGCUAGUGAGUAGUAGAAAGUUGAAACAAUUUCGUUGCCAUCAAGCUUUCAGACUACAAACAAAAAAAUGAAAAGAAACAUACGAAAAUGAGAAAUGAGAUUCGCGGUUGUUUUCUCUGUGGCAAUGCUGUUACCCAAGUACAUCGAAAAUUAUAAAAAUUUCCAGGUGGACACAAAUGACAAAUAUAAACUUUUGUAAUCAUUAUGUAGUUAUCUAAUAUCUACACAACUUGGUUGAUCCGAAUAUGACAAGCUGUUAAAGACUGCUGCUUUAAUUGCUCAAACGGUGAGCAACUGUAAUGUAAAUUUUAGUAGUCAAGUCUGCUUAGGAACAAAAUACAGAAUUGAUUCUGCUUGGUACCAUUUAUGAAACAAAAAAAAAAUCAGUCUAAGGAUAUGUCUCAGGUGUCUAUGCACUAUGAACUUGUUUCCCAACUCAAAGUAUGUGUAAAUAGUUCGAUUUCCGAGGUAAGACAAAUUUAUUAGUGCAUGUACCAGAUGACUGUUAUGUAAAUAAAAUCAUUAAGCAUAAUGAUAUUAUGUCAAAUCGAUAAUCUUGUCACGAAUAAAUAUGCGAUAACUUAAUGCUCCCACAA